AAGUAAGCGGUGUUCCCCACCAGCACUUCCACAUGUUGCAACGUUAGUAAGCUUAAAUCUUAUUGUGUGGUGGAUCGGGGCAGUAUUUAGUAUAUGAUUGAGACGAUUUCUUUGUCCCAAGAAAGAAGUUCAUUUGGAUCCACUGAAAUCUGAAUGAGGAAGGGAACCGAAGGAAGAAAAAAGUGGUUUGAACCGUGUUCGUGGUCUGUACUUGACUGUCACAAAACGAUAUGAAGAACUUAGAGCUGUUGAGAUGUGUUCCUGUGACGGAAUUGGGAAGUUUUUCCUCUCCACCGUCUUGUCUAACUGUAGAUUGUGAUACUGGAAUAAUUUAUACGGCAUCAACAGUUGAGAUUAUUGGACUACAACCCGAAUCACAAGAGGUUGUUGUCACAUCAUCUCUUGCGACCAAUGACUACUUUCCUGACAACAACAGCAAUGUUAUUGGAAUUCAGCAUUUACCAGACUUGGAAUCUGUCUGUGUCUGCAUGGGUAGUGGAGAUGUGCUGCUUUAUAAUACUCUUACUCAACAGACUGAGUGUGUUGGUUCAACAGACAGUGGCAUCAGCUGCAUGGCCUGGAGCCCAGAUCUGGAGCUGGUGGUGUUCACCACAGGUGAAAAUACAGUGAUCAUGAUGACCAAGGACUUCGAUCCCAUCACAGAAUUUCCCAUCCACACAGCAGAGUUUGGGCAAGAUGAGCCUAUCAAUGUUGGCUGGGGGAAGAAGGAGACACAAUUUCAUGGAUCUGCAGGAAAGCCCUCCACAGAAACACUAAAACCAGUGACUGUCACCCCUUCAUUUCCCUGGGAUGAUCACCAUUGUCGCAUCAGUUGGAGAGGAGAUGGCCAGUACUUUGUCGUCAGUGCUAUAGAACCAGCUACAGAUGCUCGCAAACUGCGUGUUUGGAGCCGUGAGGGCGUGCUUAUGACAAGCAGUGAGGAAGUUGAUGGACUUGAACAAUCACUUUGCUGGAAACCAUCGGGCAGUCUCAUUGCAUCAACACAGCGCAAGCCACACAGACACGAUGUGGUGUUCUUCGAGCGGAAUGGGUUACGCCAUGGAGAAUUUACCCUACCUUUUCAAAGGAUGGGAGUUAAGGUUAUCGAGAUGCAGUGGUCGACAGACUCAACAGUUCUUGCAAUUAGAAUAGAAGAGAUGCUUCCUGAAGAUCGUCAAAAUGCCAUCCCACGGUCAUACAUUCAGCUAUGGACUGUCAAUAACUACCACUGGUACCUAAAGCAAGAGCUUGCUUUCCCGGCCUCCGCUUCUGACCGGGUAGCUUGCUUCUCCUGGGACCCAGAGAAUGCGCUAAAGCUUCACCUUAUAACAGGAGGAGGGCAGUAUGCGAGCUAUGAGUGGACUUGGAGCACACUGCACAGUCAGAGCCACUCUACUCACAAUAUUUCCACUGUUGCUGUCAUUGAUGGAGCCAAUCUCCUCCUGACUCCCAUGAAGUACAUGGUGGUUCCUCCUCCAAUGGCUGCCCAGACGGUUGCCAUGCCGGCUGCCAUUCAAUCAGUGACGUUUGCUCCGCCCCCUGCAUGUAAUGACAUGGCAGUACUACUGUCCAGCGGUGAUAUUGCUAUUCUUAGGAUGCCUUCAGCACCAGCAGAGUUUAUACCUCCGGGUUCUCCACCACGACUACAGGGUGUUUACAGCAUAAUCGAUCCUGACCUCCCUGGCUUGUGGCGCGGCCCAGGCGCACUGCAUCACGUAACCUGGUGGCGAGAUGACAAAUUAGUAGGCGUGGUCUGGAAUGCCAUGUCGCAAAGUGACGCCCUAUGUGAGAUCACCAUCAAAGACAAGGGGGAGGGGGGCACCGAGCUGGUUGUCAGUCAUGUUACUGAGUUGGAUGAGCCCGCCAUGAGAGUGACCAGUAAUCCUGAUACGGGUUCAUUAGCUAUUCAGCUAGUCAGCGGUGUGAUCUUAAAGUACAAUUCAGAUAAAGAUGGAGCCAGAGUGAGCCAAUGGUUAAAUGAAAUCGGUCAGCAGGUUUCCCUUCCACAGACAUGCGUGCAAAUGCGUAUCGCGCAAAUAGGCAACAAGGAGAUCAUCCUUGGCCUGACCAGCCACUACAGAUUAUACGCUGACGACAAAGAGGUUGCGACAAACUGCACAUCGUUUGCUGUACAUGACGAAUUUCUGCUGCUCAGUACGCAUGCUCACACGUGCCGCUGCAUCAGCUUACUGCCAUCCAGUCAAGGACUGCCUGUUCUUCUUGAAGACAAGCCGAAUGCCCUCGAUGAGUCGAUACGCAGAGUGGAGCGUGGCUCGCAGAUCGUUGUAGCUGUCACGCAAGAUACAAAAGUGAUCCUACAGAUGCCUCGUGGAAACCUGGAAACCAUCCAUCCUCGCGCCCUUGUUACCUCUUAUCUGAAGAAAUGUCUUGACAGUUUGGAAUAUAAAAAUGCAUUCAUGACCAUGAGGCGGCAUCGCAUUAACCUUAACCUGAUUUACGACCACAAUCCUGAGCUAUUCCUGGCGAAUAUCGAGACUUUCCUAAAGCAAGUGGAAUCCGUUGCAUUUAUUAAUCUGUUUUUGUCAGACCUAAGGGACGAAGAUACGACUAUCACGAUGUAUGGCGGUUUUUAUCCAUGUGCAACUAAACGCGGUAGCAGUAGCGACAAGACUAAAAUUGAUACUGUAUGCGAUGCAUGCCGGGAAGCCUUGCAAAACCUUGGAAAGGAAAAGUAUUUACUUUCCAUUCUGACGUCUUACGCAAAGAAGACUGAGCCGGAACUAGAGACCGUUCUUUCAAUUAUCCGUGACUUGAAAAAUAAACAAGCUGACACGUCACUUGGUGUGACGUCAGAGGAGGCGUUGAAAUACGUCUUGUUUCUCGUGGACGUCAAUCAGAUGUUCGACGUCGCGCUUGGGAUGUACGACUUCCAACUCGUCUUGAUGGUCGCCGAGAAAUCGCAGAAGGACCCGAAAGAGUAUCUCCCAUUUCUCAACAACCUUCGUCAGAUGGAAACCAACUAUCAGCGGUACAUGAUUGAUAAACAUCUGAAAAGAUUCACUAAAGCGAUAAAAAACCUCAGCUUAUGUGGUUCAGAACAUUUUCACGAGCUUGUCACGCUUGUCAAGGAGAAGUCGCUAUACAAAGAGGCCCUCAAGCUGUACUCUAAAACCACCAAGGAAUAUCAGGAUAUAUCUAUUUGUUAUGGUAAACAUCUAUUUGAAAAGAAGAAAUACGAAGAAGCCGGAAUUGUAUUUUCUCGCGUCGGCGCCCACAGUCAAGCACUGGAGGCUUUCCAGCGGUGUUGUUCAUGGCGUCAUGCGUUCUGUGUGUCUUCGCAACUUGAAGAGACUGAGGAAAAGAAGAUGGAACGGGCGCGAGGGAUGGCGGCCUAUCUGAAGGAGCACCACCGGUUCACGGAAGCCGCCACUGUGUUAGAAGACUACGCCAAGGACCCUGAAGAAGCAAUCGUGUCACUCUUGGAUGGGAGUGAAUGGGACGAGGCACUUCGAAUGAUUUACAAGCAUAACAGAGUAGACAUCAUCGAGACGAAUCUGAAACCGGCACUUGUUGAAGGAUGUCGCAGUGAACGCAGUACUACCGCUCAACACAGCGAGAACUUCACGAAGUACAAGGAACGGCUACACAUUGUUCGAGAGACGAAAGAGCGGCUCAGAAUAGAGUUAUUAGAAAAUGGGACACUGAGGGAUGAUACCGACGCGGACAUUUUCUCGGACACCAGUAGUAUCACGGGCCAGUCCGGAUUUGGGUCCAGUGUAGGCUCCAAAGGAACUCGCUCUACUGGUCGUUCUUCUAAGACUCGGCGAAAGUCAGAGCGCAAAAGGUACAGUCUUAAAGAAGGAAGCCCUUACGAGGACAUCGCGCUACUUCACGCGCUAGCGGAGAUUGUCACACACGUGGACAAGGCUAAAGAACACGUGACAUCCCUGCUUCGUGCUCUGGCGCUGUUUGGCUUCGAUUCAGAGGCAGACGCACUGCAGAAGGAGUUUCAUGUGUUGGUAACCCUGAUUGAGGGGUCGCUAAGCGAUAUUUGGUUGCCUCAGGAGAUCAGUUCUACUGAACAAACAAUUGUUCAGGCAAGCGGCCCCGGAGCGACAGUCAACAGUAUUAUAGCAGCUAUGAACCAGUCUCCCUCCGCCAACCAAACACAGGAAAAAGCGUCACCUGAGGCACCAAAGAUGCCUGUCACACGGAAGGACUUUUCUUGGAAGCUAGACCAGUUAACCAUUUGACCAGGUGAAAGUUACGCCAGGUACUUAGUAAUAUGGUUUUAACUGCGAUUUUUUCAAUAUUGUUUAAGCUCUCGUCAAUAAUUUCAAACUGUCAACCUUCUGUCCUUCAAACUAACGGAAUUUUAAAUUUUGGCGAAUUUGGUAUUUUGUUUACAAGCAAACACAAGGACAGUAACGUUAUAAAAGUUGUAAUGUACAUUUUGGAAGAGAAAUUUGUUAGUCACUGUCGGUGAUAAAUUGGACGAUAAAUUUCUCAGGGAAGGCAAAAACCAUGAAUGGUAAAAAAGGAACGUGGACAUUUGUCUAAAUUGAAUGCAGGGCCACCCUCAAUCAUGAUAUAGUAAACUUAUACCGUAUUUAAGAUUUAGAAAUCCUGAAAUAAGUAAAAAAAAAAAGACAUGAGGACGA
Messenger RNA from Nematostella vectensis (starlet sea anemone), 4622 nucleotides. Its product is annotated as elongator complex protein 1. The transcript is spliced from 38 exons. NCBI's taxonomy places the organism in Eukaryota, Metazoa, Cnidaria, Anthozoa, Actiniaria, Edwardsiidae. Gene Ontology annotation, biological process: tRNA wobble base 5-methoxycarbonylmethyl-2-thiouridinylation. The coding region runs from base 231 to 4214 and encodes 1327 amino acids. Gene Ontology annotation, molecular function: tRNA binding; protein binding. The record is from RefSeq and is a predicted model, not a curated record. Gene Ontology annotation, cellular component: elongator holoenzyme complex; cytosol.